Molecule: messenger RNA, 888 nt
Organism: Parnassius mnemosyne (clouded apollo)
Lineage: Eukaryota; Metazoa; Arthropoda; Insecta; Lepidoptera; Papilionidae
Source: the annotation of a GenBank genome assembly
AUGCUUCCUAAUAAACUAAAACGUCAUUUGGAAACAACUCACAGUAAUUUACAAGGUAAGCCGAGAGACUUUUUUGUUAGAAAAUUGCGAGAACUGAAACAUCAGUCCACGGCUUUGCUUUCAAAAGUAUCAGUUCCUACCAAAGCAUUGCUUGCCUCCUACAAGGUAGCUCACCGUGUUGCCAAAUGUAAGAAGCCACAUACAAUUGCUGAGGAACUGAUUUUACCUGCAGCGGUUGAUAUGAAAUUAAUUGAUCUUAAUAAGUCCUUGCAGGGAAACAAUACUCACAUACUGCAACUGGCAGAUAAAAUCACUGGGUUUCAGAAGAAGUUGCUCUUAUGGAAGAGAAAAUUAGAAGAAGAUCAUGCACAUACUGACUGUUUCCCUGCUAUACAAUGCAUUCUGCAAGAAAACUCGACAGAAAGCCUUGAUCCCUCUCUACUCGUAAAACUAAUAUUUACACAGCACUUGUCAUCAUUAAGUGAACAAUUUGAAAACUAUUUUCCCGAAAAUUUGGAGCAAUAUGACUGGGUUAGAAACCCUUUCCAGUCGACCGCACCUUCAACACUUUCGACAAAGGAAGAAGAACAAUUAAUAGAAUUGUACUGUGACUCCAGCCUUAAGCUCCAAUACGACAAAGACAAACUGCUUGAAUUUUGGAGCUUAGUUUCUCACGAAUAUCGCGCCAUCAGCUGUGCAGCAUUGAGGGUUCUAUUACCAUUUGCCACAUCGUACUUGUGCGAAACAGGCUUUUCUGCAGUUGCAGUAAUAAAGAACAAGUACAGAUCGAAAAUAAAUAUAGCGAAAGAGAUGAGAGUGGCAAUUUUUAAACUUGAGCCACGUUUUGAGAAGCUAUGCUCAGAAAAGCAAGCACACCCUUCUCGUUAG